AUGAUGAUGGCGCGUACAAAAUGGCUCGCUCUGGGCGUUAUCGACUUGAUUGCGCUAGCACAAGCGGCUCAAGUUCAUUUCGCCUUGGAUCUCACCUGGCAAAGGGGCUCUCCCAAUGGCGUUGAGCGGGAGAUGGUGUUCAUCAAUGAUCAGUUUCCUGGACCACCGCUGAUCUUCGAUGAAGGCGAUGAUGUAAUAAUCGAAGUGACAAAUAACCUACCUUUCAAUACAUCUAUUCACUUCCAUGGCAUUGAACAAAUGGGCACACCGCAGGCCGAUGGAGUAUCGGGUCUCUCGCAAUGGGGCAUACUUCCUGGUCAGAAAUAUACGUACAACUGGCAGGCCACACAGUAUGGAACUUACUGGUAUCAUUCGCAUGAUAAGUCAAAAAUAAUGGAUGGCUUAUACGGCGCCAUCUACAUACGACCAUCCGCCGAAAAUGAGUCGCCCUUUUCGAUUAUUACAGAUGACCCGACCGAAAUAAGUGCUAUGGAAGAAGCACGAAGGGACCCUCAAAUAGUAGUUCUGUCGGAUUGGGACCACCUCACUUCGGACGCCUACAUGCAAGCUGAGCGAGAGUCAGGAUAUGACAUCUUUUGCUCUGAUAGUAUCCUGAUCAAUGGUCAGGGAUCGGUGUAUUGCAAAGAUCCUCAGGAGUUGACUGAUAUGCAACCGGCGCAAAUCAAAGCAGCUAUCAAUGCAACACUAACGGACAAGGGGUGCGAUCCUCUUAUUCCAACAUUGGAAGGUAAUUGGGACCAUCAUCCCGACAAGUUGCCUGGGGGUAUCAUCUCUGGCUGCGUCCCCAGCGAAGGCCCUCCAUCGGUUUUCAACGUCGACUCGGACAAAAAAUGGGCUAGCUUCAAUUUCAUCAGUGCCGCGGGUCUCAAAGCAUUGGCUGUAUCCAUUGAUGAGCACCCGAUGUAUGUUUAUGAGGUGGACGGGCGAUCAAUUGAGCCUCAACUGGCUCAUUCUGUUCCAAUCUAUAAUGGCGAACGAUAUUCUGUUAUGGUCCGAUUGGACCAAGAGCCUGCAAACUACACAAUCAGGGCUGCUGGAAACGGAAAUCAGAUCAUCUCCGGCUUCGCAACAGUCAGCUAUAAAGGCGGCGAGGAAAGCCAGCGCGAGUCUACACCAUACAUUACAUACGGAGGUCUCAACACCACAGCUUCUGUGAUAGAGUUAAACACCACCAAUCUCCCCCCAUACCCUCAGAUCCAACCAGCCACCUAUGCGGAUGAUUUCCAUCUUCUGAGUCUGGGAAGAAUCAACUCAUCGUGGGAAUGGACUCUAGAUGGCUCUACCUUCCUACCCGCGAACCUCGCUGAAAUGGAGCCCGUCCUUUUCAACCCACAAGCGCCCGGACUUGAUUCAACACUCAAGAUCGAGACAAAGAAUAAUACUUGGGUGGAUAUUGUCUUCCAGCUUGUGAUCCCGGAGCCUACUCGACUUCAGCCCCCUCAUCCAAUCCACAAACACUCCAACAAAGCAUUUUUGAUCGGUGCAGGCCAGGGGCAGUUCACCUGGGGAUCUAUUGAAGACGCAGUCGAAGAAUCCCCGGAAAGCUUCUUUGAUACUCCAAUCUACCGAGAUACCUUCAUAACUGCCCCGACUGGUGAAUCCUGGAUUGCUAUUCGGUAUCAGGUUGUGAACCCAGGAGCAUUUUUCCUACACUGUCAUAUGGAGACACAUUUGGCUUCUGGUAUGGGUAUGGUGUUAUUGGAUGGUGUAGAUGCUUGGCCUAAGAUCUGA
Molecule: messenger RNA, 1752 nt
Organism: Penicillium malachiteum
Lineage: Eukaryota; Fungi; Ascomycota; Eurotiomycetes; Eurotiales; Aspergillaceae
Gene: abr2
Product: laccase abr2
Exons: 6
Coding region: 1-1752 (583 amino acids)
Molecular function (GO): oxidoreductase activity; copper ion binding
Source: RefSeq, a predicted model, not a curated record